Messenger RNA from Penicillium canariense, 981 nucleotides. Its product is annotated as PQ-loop repeat-containing protein. The transcript has 5 exons. Lineage: Eukaryota; Fungi; Ascomycota; Eurotiomycetes; Eurotiales; Aspergillaceae. The coding region runs from base 1 to 981 and encodes 326 amino acids. Gene Ontology annotation, biological process: basic amino acid transmembrane export from vacuole. Gene Ontology annotation, cellular component: fungal-type vacuole membrane. The record is from RefSeq and is a predicted model, not a curated record.
AUGGCGCUUGCUGAGAUCCUGAGCAGCAUGUCGCGAGAGGAUCCCGUCGCUCUGACGCCUCGCGAAGCAGCGUCCGGCCUUCUGGGCUCGGUGUCCAUGACUUGCUGGCUUUUCCUACUAGUACCACAACUCAUCGAGAACUAUCGCAACGGGAACGCGGAGGCUAUCUCCCUCCUCUUCGUAGUCGUCUGGUUCAUCGGCGACGUGACAAAUCUCCUCGGCGGCAUCCUAGCCGGCCUAGUUCCGGUCAUCAUUUCUAUCGCCGUAUAUUUCUGCAUUGCAGAUGGUGUUCUGAUCGCUCAAUGCCUCUACUAUAAGGCGCGUAACGCCCGCCUCGAGAGCCUCCGCCGCCGCCGGCGCUCGUCAACCGCGACAGCCGAUCCCACCACCCCGCUCCUCGGCCGGCGUUUCAGUGACAGUUUGGUGCCUCCCCAGGGCCGACGGAGGUCAUCGGGCUCGUUGCGAGGCUACCAGGGCGCGGGUCGACGCGAAAGCCAGGUUGAAGAUCCAUUGGCGAAGAUCGUGGAGGAAAACGAGUACGGGGGUAAGGCAUGGCUAAAGAACUUUAUCAGCGUUCUUGGUAUCUUUGUAAUCGGUGUGGCGGGGUGGACAAUGGCCUGGCAGGCGGGUAUGUGGGCGCCGGCGCCGCAAACGAACAGCAAGCCUGUUGAUAUGGCGACUGGGGGACAGAUUUUGGGAUAUGCCAGUGCUGUGUGCUAUUUGGGAGCGCGAUUGCCUCAGAUCUACAAGAACUACCGCGACCAGUCCUGCGAAGGCCUUUCGCUCCUUUUCUUUAUUCUCUCCCUCUUGGGCAAUCUCACAUAUGGCGCCGGAAUCCUGUGCCACUCGACUGACCCUCAGUAUGUUCUUACCAAUCUGCCUUGGCUGAUUGGAUCACUGGGAACCAUGAUCGAAGAUGUUGUCAUUUUCAUUCAGUUCCGCAUCUACGCGUCUGAGGAGCCCGGUCCCGCGAUCUCAUGA